Messenger RNA from Racocetra persica, 378 nucleotides. Lineage: Eukaryota; Fungi; Glomeromycota; Glomeromycetes; Diversisporales; Gigasporaceae. The record is from the annotation of a GenBank genome assembly.
UGUUGGUAAAGAUGUUGAAAUCGAACCGCCAUUCUAUUGUGAUUAUGGAUAUAAUAUUCACGUUGGAGAUAAUUUUUAUUGUAAUUUUAACUGUACAAUAUUAGAUUGUAAUAAAGUUGAAAUUGGAGAUCGUGUUAUGUUUGGACCAAAUGUUUCACUUUAUCCUGCAACUCAUCCUUUACAACCUGAAGAAAGAUCAAAAGGCCCUGAAUAUGCUCUUCCCAUAAAGAUUGGAAAUGAUGUAUGGAUUGGCGGUGGAGCCAUUAUUUGUCCUGGAAUUACCAUUGGGAAUGGGGUAACUGUUGGUGCAGGAUCUGUGGUUACUAAAAACGUUCCAUCAUAUGUAGUUGUAGCUGGUAAUCCGGCUAAAAUUAUUAG